Messenger RNA from Pristis pectinata (smalltooth sawfish), 1608 nucleotides. Its product is annotated as probable G-protein coupled receptor 75. The record is from RefSeq and is a predicted model, not a curated record. The transcript has a single exon. Gene Ontology annotation, molecular function: C-C chemokine receptor activity. Lineage: Eukaryota; Metazoa; Chordata; Chondrichthyes; Rhinopristiformes; Pristidae. Gene Ontology annotation, biological process: G protein-coupled receptor signaling pathway. Bases 1 to 1608 code for a protein of 535 amino acids. Gene Ontology annotation, cellular component: membrane.
AUGAACCUAACACACAGGAGGCGGCCUUUAGCCGACCAGAGCUUCCCAAAUGUCACCAACAGCUCGACCGCCUGGGUCACUGAGAACGAAACGGCGGGGCAUCUCCAGGAGCUGAUCCGCACGGCCACUCUGACCACGUGUACCCUCCUGCUGCUACUUACGUUCUGCCUGGGGACAUACGGCAACCUGGUCGUCUUCUUGUCCUUCUUCGAUCCAGCCUUUAGAAAGUUCCGCACUAACUUUGACUUUAUGAUCCUGAACCUGUCCUUUUGUGAUCUGUUCAUUUGCUGUGUGACAACGCCCAUGUUCGCUUUCAUUUUAUUUUUCGAUUCAGACAGCAGCGUCUCGGAGGCUUUCUGCUUCGCCUUUCACCUCACCAGUGCUGGACUGAUAAUAAUGUCCCUCAAAUCUGUGACCACAAUAGCUCUCCAUCGCUUGCGCAUGGUGCUAGGUCAGCAACCCAAUGCAACAGCUUCUUCUCUCUCUACACUUAUCCUCACCAUCAGCCUAUGGACCCUGAGCUUCACCCUCGCUAGCCUGGCUACCUUCUGGACAUAUCCUGAGAGUUCCAGGGUAUGUGUGCCCCUCCUUGGAUGCACCAGUAGAGAUGGUAGAAUCAUUCUCUAUCUGUAUGUUACAGAUUUUGCAUUUUGCGUGGGCACUGUAUCGGUCUCCUAUGUGGUGAUAGCUCUCGCCCUGAAGAGAAAUGCACACGUGAGGAAGUGUGCUAUCGUCACUGUUGAUACAUUAAAGACCAACACCCUCAUGAGGACAGGUGCCAACAGUGUGCAGACUGUUAAACUACCUCUUUACCGAAAUCAGUAUUAUAAUAAACUCCAUCACAUGCAAAGACACUCUUACACACAAGGACGUACUCACGUCCAGGCUUCUAAAAACAGGUUGCAACUGGCGUCCUCCGUGAACCUUUCAGGCACAAAAGAUUCAAAGGCUGUAGUCACAUGUGUUAUCAUUGUAUUCUCGGUAAUAGUUUGCUGCUUGCCAUUAGGAAUCUCCUUCUUGCAAGAUGUCUCAACACCGCAGAGUAGUUUUAUUUUAAAUCAGUUUAAGCUUUUUGGAUUCACAUUAAUAUUAUUUAAAUCAGGACUAAAUCCAUUUAUAUACUCACGCAGCAGUGCCGGACUCAGGAAGAGAAUUCUCUGGUGCACGCAAUGUGUGGCCCUCGGCUGCUGGUGCUAUAAGCACAAGACUUGGUUACGAGCAGUAGGUAAAGGGAGCCUGGAUGUGAACAGAAACAAAUCAUCUCAUCAUGAAACAAAUCCAGUUUAUAUACUGUCUCCUAAACCACAGUCUUAUGGACCCAGUCACUUGAGUGGUAGUAUAUUAAACCCCAAAGUAUCUGUUGGGCACCAGAAAUGUGCGCAAAAUAAGCCAAUCCCCAUCAACGCAAAGAUUCAGCCUUACUGUAGCAUUUACAACAGUAGUUCUUCCAGGAAAUCAAGCAGCCCAAGCAGAUCGCCACCAAUGAAUGCUGUUAGUGCAUUUGCCAAAUCGCAUGGUGCCAUGUAUUACCAUACAGCAGAAAUACAAGAGUUUGUUCCGGAGCAUGAGAACACCUCUGCCGAACGAAUACCCAUCCCGUCCGUUUGA